AUGGUACAGAAGCAGACAGGCGGAACGUCGCUUGGGCAACGCAAGCCGUGUUGGGCUUUGAGUUAUUGGAUACCCAGAUUGGUCCUGGCUUUGAUCUUGUUCCUAAUCGCAGUGGACAUCAACCCGGAAGUGGAUGAUACCCCGCGCACGAGGAGACGUCUGAUUGCAGCUACCAGAGUUCUCAGCCCUGCCAUCGAGGGUUCAAAUUGGUGGAUGUCCUGUGGGCUGCACAUGCACGCUUGCUCCGGGCCAUGGUUGCCCGAAAUGAAGGAGUACUGCUGCUGUGACUCCGGCUACACCUGGGCAGCCGAUGCUUGUGAACUGGAAACGACGACGACUUUGCCCAUACCGGAUGCUGAAGACAGCUCUGGCAAAAGCACACUGCUCUUCUGUGAGACUUUCGAUCCAGAGGAGAACGAGGGAUCCCUUACCUACGAGGGAAUGCUGCAGUUGAACGAGACUUCGGCGCAAGAAUGGGUUGCUGAAGUGUUGGCUGAAGCCGGCUACGAGCGAAGCCUCCGGAAGCUGUCAAGUGGGACGAGUGGAUGCUCAGACGAAGAUGGAGACACGAACAUUCACACAGGAAGCAGUGGCUGCGCAGAGGAUGAGCAAGAGCAGCAUCGAAGUCUACACACAGGCAGCCAGGGCUGCAGCAAGUCCUCUACAGGCACCCGUGGAUGCCACCACCGUCAUGCAAGUGGUGCUCAAGGACCGCUCUGGUCUCGGCGACACCUUUGGUCUUUUGCUUCUUAUGCCGUUCAUCAUGAUCGUUGUGAUGGGCAUUAUGGUCCAUUCUUUGGCGGCCCUGCCGAUCCUGAUGCUCUACUUUAUGGCGUUUCCGGCGAUUUUGGCCAUGGUUUCUUGCAUGACCGGUAG
Messenger RNA from Symbiodinium sp. CCMP2456, 876 nucleotides. The record is from the annotation of a GenBank genome assembly. NCBI's taxonomy places the organism in Eukaryota, Dinophyceae, Suessiales, Symbiodiniaceae.